Molecule: messenger RNA, 1164 nt
Organism: Penicillium subrubescens
Lineage: Eukaryota; Fungi; Ascomycota; Eurotiomycetes; Eurotiales; Aspergillaceae
Gene: phoB
Product: regulatory cyclin phoB
Exons: 1
Coding region: 1-1164 (387 amino acids)
Biological process (GO): regulation of cyclin-dependent protein serine/threonine kinase activity
Cellular component (GO): nucleus; cyclin-dependent protein kinase holoenzyme complex
Molecular function (GO): protein kinase binding; cyclin-dependent protein serine/threonine kinase regulator activity
Source: RefSeq, a predicted model, not a curated record
AUGUUGGCUUCCUCCCCCUCGCCCUCCUCCGCGGCGUUGCGAUCCCCUCACCCCCAUCCGCACCCACACCCACUUCCUCAUCCAGCCGGAGCUGCGGCGCAUUAUGAUCCCUCGUCCGCUCCACAAUUCAAUAGUCCUCGCUCAUCACGCCUGGCCAUUGAGGAGCUGCGCUCGGCCUUAAAUCGCCAUACCGUCGAUCCUUCCUCUCCUGAAUCUCCUGCAUCGUGGAGACGGCGCGUAUCAACCGUAUCAACGGCAUCCACCACCGCCUCUGUCGAUACCCUGGCCCCCAGUUCCGCCUUGGCUCUCUCUUCCGGUCCUUCAGCCGCCACUCCUGCCACUGUCCCUCCUGACUCUGCAGCCGCGACUGCCCCCGUGAAUAUUCCGACCCCCGCCGCCGCACCUCCUACAUCUGCUACUGUCACAGCCACCGCUCCCUCGAUGCCCGCCCCGGAUAGUUCGGGGUCCAACAAGCGCAACAGCCCGAGCGACCAUCACCCGUCGGAUGCGACGGCGCCGGCGGGGUUUGCUCAGGAUGGGGAGGCUUCACAGACUAAGCGUCAGCGGUCCUCCCGACAAGAUGUCAAGAUCUUGCCCGCCCAGUACGAGGAAGUUGAUCCUCGUGACUUGGUGGUGCUGAUUUCCAGCAUGCUGAUGGAGCUGAUUCGCUUCAAUGACAAGAUCCCCCUGCAUCAGGGGCGCUUAACUCGCUUCCACUCACGUUCGCCACCUCGGAUCUCCGUGUUGGAUUACCUACAACGUCUGACAACUCACGCUACCCUUUCGCCCCCAAUCCUGCUGAGCAUGGUGUACUAUAUCGAUCGCCUUUGCGCCUUGUACCCGGCUUUCACAGUCUCCAGUUUGACCAUCCAUCGUUUCCUGAUCGUCAGUGCGACAGUGGCUAGCAAGGGUCUUAGUGACAGUUUCUGGACGAACAAGACAUAUGCGCGAGUCGGGGGUAUCACCAUGAACGAGUUGGCCAUGCUAGAACUUGAGUUUUUAUUCAAGGUUCAAUGGCGGAUUGUGCCUCAACCAGAGGUGCUAGAGGACUACUACCAGAGUCUGAUUGACCGAUGCGAUGGCUUCGAAAUCGAGCGCACCAGUACAAAUCACAGCACUGCACCAACAACCUCGACAACGGCCGCCAACACUCCAUCAGCAUAA